AUGUCCGCGACGCCGCCUCGUGCGUCGGAGCGCCGAGCCCUUCACGAGCGGACGCCUUCGGAGCAAAACAGGCUCCAAGUUCGGCUAGUGCCAUACACUCCUCCUCGCCUCAGCUUCGAUGGCUCGCUCCCAACCCUGUCCCGAUCAGCCUCCGGCGUCCACCGCCCAACUUCUCCCUCUGACCCGGCUUCCCCAGACUCGCCGUCGGGGGUCAAAUCCAUCGACAAGGGCAAAGACAAGGCUCGCCCCAGCCAUCACAGAGGCCAGACGCGCGAGCCAUCUCACUUGGGCAUUUCUCGCCCGUCCACAUUCUCGGACUGCAACGUCAAUCUGCAGCCCCAGCAGCAGUCGCCGGAGCCCACUUCUUUCCGGCGUCGGUCCAAGUUUAUCAGCCUCUACUCGGACAAGAAGUUCUCCCCUCUUCCUCAUUCCUGCUCAACCUCCUCUGCCACCUACUCGUCAAAGUCCGCGCGAAGGUCCUCGACAGUUCCGAGCAGCUCCCGGGACCCCUCCGCCUCCAUCGUUCUCGUCGAUGACCGCUGCAGCUCUCCCCUUUCGCCUCUUCACGAAGAAUUCUCGCCAACGCCCGCCUCUGGUCGCUCAACUUGUGCCUCGCCCUCGUCCUGGAACUAUCGCUUCGUGGGUGGCUUGCGCAAAGGGCACCGUCGCGCUCCAGGCGCCAGCCAGACAGCUUCUGCCAGUGUCGCGUCUCCAACCUCUCGGCCAAAUGUCAGUCCCCUUUGCGCCAGAGACUCUUUCCAGUCCGCUCGAUCAGGAUCCACCCAAUCCGAGAGGUCCAACUAUAAGAUUUAUGCCAAUAGUUCUCCGGCCCCUGGCGCCGCCGCCUCGGGUACUCUAGAGGAGUCAUUCUGCACUGAUCCCGAAGGUGUAUAUACACCCAACUCUAGCCAUGCAAACGUGGUGGUUCUGGGCGACACCUCCUCCAGCCAGUCUGUCGACGACCAAGCCGGCGAAAGCGAAGCAAACUACCAUGUCGCCAGUGGCGACUUGGCACCCCGUCUCAAGCUGAGGUCGGGAUUCUCGAGGGAAAGCUUGCUCGUGUCGCCGCUGCAACCUUCUCAAAGAAACUCGGCGGAGCAGCCCGGCGUGCUGAAGUCAUGUUCUCGCGGCUCGAGUCAUGCCAGUUCCUUGAGCUCAGUGUCCAGCAUCGUCAUCGAGGAGACCUUUACUUCUUUACUCGCCGGAGCUGCUCCCACAUGCAUGGCAGGCGAGUCUUCGGGGGACGACUCUUCACAUCGGCCUGCCAACAGUGGUUCGAGCAACGCCCGCUGGGCCUUGUUUCGGCGGCCUCAGUGGGACCCUGCGCUGUCGACAGUCACCUCAGACAGUGCAGGGGUCAGCAAAGGCCGAUCACAUACCCUUUCAUCGGUGCCUGGCUCCAACGGCCGCGGCGGUCAAGGCCAGGUGGUGGCAGCUAAUGCGGUGGGCGACUACCCAGCAUGCCCGUCGCCCGUGCACAGGAGGCUCUCCAAUCGGGAGCAGCAUCGCAACACCAUACGGUUGAUUCGGAAUCAAGACGAACACGGUGAUGGUCUCACAGACCUCGAGGCACCCCAUCACCACCCGUCCCGCUCUCGAAUGCACAGCCUUUUAUCCAGCUAUUCAUCCGAUAGGAACCUGCGAUCUUCCAGCAGCUCGCGCAGCAGCAGCCUCAGUCGUUCCUCGGUUCCAGCAUGGGCCAGGCUUUACUAUGGCAGCGGCGAGCGCCGAUGGUUGGCUGCCAAGUUGUCGACUGAAUCAAUGUUCUCGGAGUUCACCGGCGAUUCGCGCGGCAGCACUUUUCCCAGUCGGUCCCCGAGCGCUGAUCUGUUCCCCGCUGUCAUUCAAAGUCCCCGGCGACGUCCACGCGAGCCAGCUUCCCCUGCAAGACGUAGCGGCACGACCUCGGACGGUGACAACACCGACACGGCACCAUACACAACCACUCCCUUAGCUAGCAGGUUGAGGACGCAGACGUCAAGUAUCUGGUCGCCGCAUCUCCGCAGGGACCGUCGCGCAAUUGGAUACGGAAUCUGGGAACCUCCAUCUGCUGUGUGGUCGACCAACAGAGUCUGGCUCAGCCGCCAGAAUCUCCAGCCCAUCUUAUUCGUGGUAGGCUUUGUCUUUCCCUUGGCAUGGGCGAUUGCCUCCUUCCUUCCACUCCCGCCCAUAUCGGGUCCUGAAAUGGCGCAAAUGAAUCCCAGCAUGAGUCAUCUCGAUCUCCGGCUCGAGGCCAAUUCCCCGAUGGACAUGUUGGAUAUGCGGCUUUACAACCAUGCUCGCUGGUGGAGGACGCUCAACAGAGCCAUGGGUAUCGUCGGCAUUUUCGUCAUCGGUGCCAUUAUCGCUCUCAUCGUCUUUGGCGUACGCCAGCAAUGGAGAUACUGA
Molecule: messenger RNA, 2388 nt
Organism: Hirsutella rhossiliensis
Lineage: Eukaryota; Fungi; Ascomycota; Sordariomycetes; Hypocreales; Ophiocordycipitaceae
Product: serine-rich protein
Exons: 5
Coding region: 1-2388 (795 amino acids)
Source: RefSeq, a predicted model, not a curated record